AUGUCCUCGUCCAUCCCUUACACGGUCGACCUCCCCGGAGGCAUCCCCGACACCAUGCGCCCCCACACCGAGCGCACGACCACCAUCCUUGUCCCCAAGGCCAACACGGCCUUCCUCAACCCUGUCCAGGAAUACAACCGUGAUCUGAGUGUGUCGGUUAUCCGUGCAUGGAAUGAGAUGCGCAAGGAGGAGACCGAGGCUCGCUGGCGUAAGAACCUCGAAAAGGACAGCAAGAAGAAGUCCAAGGGCAAGGGAAAGGGCAAGGAGGACAAGACUGGCGAGGUCAAGGACGAGAGCAAGGACGAGGCCAAGGAGGAGCAGCCUGCGGCCGGUCCUUCGACUGAGGUAAGUUUUAGAUCCUACCAGAGACCCAGACUAACCGCCCAGCGCGUCUUUAACCCGUCCAAGAUCACCAUCCUCGAGGCGCUGUCUGCCACUGGUCUUCGCUCGAUCCGUUACGCCAAGGAGAUUCCCGAUGUCAAGGUCGUGCUCGCCAACGACAUUUCGCCCUCGGCAUGUGACGCCAUGCGCAAGAACGUUGCGCUCAACGGUGUCGGUCCCGCGGAGGAGGGUGUGGCGGCGCCCGAGGGCGACCUUGGUCGUCGCGAGAACUGCAACGGCUACGUGCAGGUCAACGAGGGCGACGCGUUGACGCUCAUGUAUGCGCACCGCGCCGGUAAGGACCGUGUCGAGGUUGUCGACCUUGACCCUUACGGCACUGCCGCGCCCUUCAUCGACUCGGCCAUGGGCUCCAUUGCCGACGGCGGUCUGCUUUGUGUCACCUGCACCGAUCUGUCCGUGCUUGCCGGCUCCAACUACCCCGAAAAGGCCUUCUCAAACUAUGGUGGUGCCUCUGCCAACACCGAGUACUCACACGAGGUUGCCCUUCGUCUUGUUCUCAACUCGCUUGCCCAGGCCGCCGCCCGCUACGGUCGCCACGUCACGCCUCUUAUCUCCCUUUCGAUCGACUUUUAUGUCCGCCUGUUCGUUCGUAUCGACACCAGGGCUGUCGAGGUCAAGCGUCUCGCUUCCAAGACCGGCAUCGUGUACGCGUGCAACUACUGUCAGACCCCGGCGGUGCAGCCCUUUGGCCGUAUCAUGGAGCGUGAGGGCAAGAAGGGCAACACCAACAUCCUCUACCGCCACGCCCAGAACAACGCCGGCUCGUCUGGUCGCUGCGACGAAUGUGGCUCGCACCAGCACAUUGCCGGCCCCAUGUGGCUCGGCCCCCUCCACGACAAGGACUUUAUCGGCCGCGUUCUCAAGUCGAUUGAGGGCCAGCAGGCCAACUACGGUACCUGGGCCCGCAUGCACGGCAUGCUCAGCCUUGCGCAGGAGGAGCUCGAGGACAUGUUCUACUUUACCUCGAACAAGAUCCAUGGCUUUGCGCACAUGACGGCGCAGCCCACCAAGACUGUCGUCUCUGCGCUCCUGAACGCCGGCUACAAGGUCUCGCGCUCGCACGCCAUCGGCGGCUCGGUCAAGACCAAUGCUCCCCGCUCGUUCGUCCUUGACAUUCUCCGCGAGGGUCUCAAGACCAACCCCGUCCGCCUGGACAAGGUGGCUGAGAACUCGCCCGUUCGCCGCCUGAUCGCCAAGCCCAUGACCCACACUGUCGACCUGACGCUCAACCCCGACGCCAAGCUGUUUGAGCGCGACCGCUCCACCGUCUUCUACCAGCUCAACCCGCUGCCCAACUGGGGCCCUGCUCCCCGCGCGCGUACCGUCCAGGUGAACGAGGACGGCUCCGAGGUGCCCAACAAGCGCAAGAGCGAGGACGGCGAGGCCCACGAGGCCGAGGCCGAGGCCAAGCGGGCCAAGGUCGAGGCCGAGGCUGACGACGAGGAGGCGGCAAUGAACGCCUAG
Apiotrichum porosum is the source of this 1866-nucleotide messenger RNA. RefSeq names its product RNA methyltransferase tRNA(m5U54)methyltransferase (gene TRM1). Gene Ontology annotation, biological process: tRNA N2-guanine methylation. Lineage: Eukaryota; Fungi; Basidiomycota; Tremellomycetes; Trichosporonales; Trichosporonaceae. The record is from RefSeq and is a predicted model, not a curated record. Gene Ontology annotation, cellular component: nucleus. Bases 1 to 1866 code for a protein of 621 amino acids. Gene Ontology annotation, molecular function: RNA binding. The transcript has a single exon.